Molecule: messenger RNA, 5035 nt
Organism: Drosophila eugracilis
Lineage: Eukaryota; Metazoa; Arthropoda; Insecta; Diptera; Drosophilidae
Gene: cnn
Product: centrosomin
Exons: 11
Coding region: 137-4279 (1380 amino acids)
Cellular component (GO): microtubule organizing center
Source: RefSeq, a predicted model, not a curated record
AACGGACGCCUAAAACAGCUGAUACAGCGCGCUUCAUUUUCCAAACAGAAAAAAAACUAAUUGUUAGUAGCGUCCUUUGUGAAAUUGUUAAGUGUUAGAGUUAUUAAAAACAAAGAAAGACUUCAAAGGACCUCGUAUGGACCAGUCUAAGCAAGUUUUGCGGGACUAUUGCGGCGACGGCAAUGGUACCUGCGCAUCGUCCUUGAGGGAAAUCACCUUGAUUGAGACGGUGACCAGUUUUCUGGAGGAGAAUGGCGCGUCCGAAAUUGACAGAAGGGUUCUACGCAAAUUGGCGGAGGCAUUAUCCAAAAGUAUUGAUGACACCAGUCCGGGAGCUCUGCAAGAUGUCACCAUGGAGAACUCAUAUGCCAGUUUUGAUGUGGCGCGACCUCAGGGCGGCAGUCACUCGCCCAUAAUGCAAGGUCGAUCUGUGCGCGAGUUGGAGGAACAGAUGUCCUCGCUGCGCAAGGAGAACUUCAAUCUGAAGCUGCGCAUCUACUUCAUGGAGGAGGGUCAGCCGGGCGCACGUGCAAACCAUUCCCCCGACUCCUUGAACAAACAGCUCAUCGAUGCUAAGAUUGAAAAUGAGUUGCUGAGGAAAACUGUCGACGAGAAGAUGGAGCUGCUAAAGGAUGCGGCAAGAGCCAUUUCCCACCACGAGGAUAUGCAGCGCAAAGCGGACUUUGAAAGUCAGACUAUUAUUGAUGAGUUGCAGGAUCAGAUUCGCUCCUACGAGAUGGCAGAGUCAGGCCAAGGGGGUAAAAACGUUGCAUUUGAUGACAGAAAGCUGCAGCGUCUUGAGUCGGAAGUCCAAAAAUUGGAGGAGGAACUUGUGGAGUCUGACCUGCGCAACACUAAGAUAAAACACGAUCUGGAAUUUACAUUGGCCGAGCGCCUGGAAACUAUAACGGCCUGUGAGGCCAAGAUUCAGGAGCUAGCCAUCAAGAAUGCUGAACUAGUUGAUCGCCUUGAAAAGGACGCAGAAGCCGCCGAGACGUCAAACAGGAUCAUAGAGCAGUUAAAGGUCACGAUUGAAGAGUGUCGGGCUGAAAACCAGAAUCUGGUGUCCUCUAUAAGUGCCAUUGAGGUCCAGCUGGGGCGUCAAGUCAGCUCUAUGAAGGAGACCAACAAUACGAUAGACGUUCAGCGUCAGUCCAUCCAGCUUUUGGAAGGCACAAUCAAGCGUAAGGAAAAGUCUUAUGGAAGUAUCUUGAAUAGCCUGCUGGAAUAUGAAGAAUUGAUAGCUAAGUUGAACGCCGAGCUAGAUAUAUUGCGGAAGGAGAACGUAUACUUCCGUGACCUCUCCGACAAUCUGCAGCAAAAGAAGCUGCUGCAGUGGGAUCAUGGAGUGGCUAUAGUGCCACCGAUACGCACGGCAGCGGAUACCGGGUGUUUUGUGUGGCAGUCCGGGACCUUCGUCGCACAAGAGCCUUUGCCAAUGGAAAUCCACAGCAGCAGCAGCACCACAUCGGUAUCCGAAUCCACAGUUUCUUCAACAGCGAGUACACCACCACAACAGUCAUGCCACUUUGUUGGCCGUAACGGCUCCCAGUACGGCCUUCUACAACUAUUCGCUGCCAAGCUUUACUGGAUUCCGGCAGUUCCUGUGGCGCUGGGGCACGUAGCCCUUAAACUCAUAUUUCUGAUGGUGCGGGUGCAUUCCUGUCUGCAGUAUAACCGGAUCUGGUUUCCCUUGCAGGCGAAGCGUGAACUGGGUGCCCAACUGGCGGACAAGAUAUGCGAACUGCAGGAUGCCCAGGAGAAGCUUAAGGAGCGCGAAAGGAUUCACGAGCAGGCCUGUCGCACCAUACAGAAGCUAAUGCAGAAGCUGAGUAGCCAGGAGAAGGAGAUUAAGAAGCUCAAUCAGGAGAAGGAACAGUCGUCGAAUAAGGAGAAGGACAGCAACAAGGCCACCGUAUCUCCAUCGACCACAGGCCGCUCGAUGAGCGACAACGAGGCCAGCUCCCUGGAAAUCUCAACCAAUCUGAGGGUGCGCUAUGAACUGAAGAUCCACGAGCAAGAGGAGAAGAUCAAGCAGUUGCAGGCAGAGGUCAAGAAGAAGACGGCCAACUUGCAGAAUCUGGUCAACAAGGAGCUGUGGGAGAAGAAUCGUGAGGUAGAACGCCUCACCAAUUUGGUGGCUAAACAGCAAAAGAUGCUGCCGCAGAUUGGCGAAGAGUCCGCUGGCGAAGCAGACCUGCAGCAAUCCUUUACAGAGUCAGAAUAUUUGAGGGCUCUGGAACGGAACAAGCUACUCCAAAAGAAGGUGGACGUGCUCUUCCAACGCUUGGCAGACGAUCAGCAGAAUUCCGCCGAAACUGGACAACUGCGACGAGAUCUUCAGCAAGCUCGUAUGGAUGUGGAGACGUCGGAUAAGUGGCGACAGGAGUGCGUCGAUGUCUGCGGUGUUCUGACCAAUCGAUUGGAAGAGUUGGCUGGUUUCCUUAACUCUCUGUUGAAGCACAAAGAUGUCCUCGGGGUGUUGGCUGCUGAUCGUCGCCACGCCAUGCGAAAGGCUGUGGAUCGCAGCUUGGAUCUUUCGAAGAGCCUUAAUAUGACGCUGAACAUGACUGGUGCUUCCUUGGCUGAUCAGAGCCUCGCACAGCUGUGUAAUCUAUCUGAGAUCCUGUACACCGAAGCAGAUGUUAGCAACAAGACUUUUAAUUCCCAUGAGGAAAUCCAUGCCGCCAGUUCGAUGGCUCCAACUGUAGAGAACUUGAAGGCGGAGAACAAGGCUCUUAAAAAAGAGUUGGAAAAACGUCGAAACUCCGAAGGUCAGCAGAGAAAGGAACGUCGCUCCCUUCCAUUGCCCUCUCAACAGUUGGAUAACCAAAGCGAGUCGGAGGCUUGGUCAGAGCCAGAUCGCAAGGUUUCUCUGGCGCGCAUUGGUCUGGACGAAACCUCGAACAGUUUGGCGGCGCCGGAACAGCCAGCCAGUGAGUCGGAGAGCGAAGGAAGAGCCUGCGCCACCCGCCAGGAUCGUAAUCGCAACAGCGAACGUAUUGCCCAGCUGGAGGAGCAGAUUGCCCAGAAGGACGAACGUGUCCUGAACGUGCAGUGCCAGUUGGUUGAGCUGGACAACCGAUACAAACAGGAGCAACUGCGCUGUCUGGAUAUCAGUCAACAACUGGAGCAGUUGCGUGUCAUCAACGAGGCUCUGACUGCGGACCUGCAGGCUAUAGGUUCACACGAAGAUCAGCGAAUGGUGGAGCUGCAACGCCAGUUGGAGGCUAAGAAUCAGCAGAUUGACCAACUGAAGUUGGCACUGAGCACUUUGACUGCGGAUUCCCAGAUAACCGAAAUGGAACUGCAGACAUUGCAGCAGCAACUGCAGGAAAUGGAGCAUGAGCACGCAGAUUCAUUGGAGAAACUGCAAUCCCAACUGGAGCAACACAAACUGGAGUCAAUGCAACAGUUGGAAGAGCACGAGCGCCUGCACCAGGAGACUCUCGGACGCGACUGGGUGGCCAUAGCCACUUACCAGGAGCAAGCUGAACAGCUUUUAGAACUGCAACGAUCCCUGGACUAUCACCAGGAGAACGAGAAGGAUCUGAAGCAGACACUCGUCGAGAACGAGCUGGCCACGCGAGCCUUGAAAAAGCAACUUGACGAGAGCACCUUGCAGGCAUCGAGGGCAGUGAUGGAACGCACGAAGGCCUACAACGAUAAGCUUCAACUGGAGAAGCGUUCCGAGGAACUUAAACAACAACUGGAGGCCCUCAAGGAAGACCAGAAAAAGCUUAUGCAGAAACGCUCCAAUAGCAGCGAUAUCUCUCAGUCAGGUUACACUUCGGAGGAAGUGCCCGUACCCAUGGGACCACCCUUGGGUCAGGCUACAUCUUUAAAACUGGCUGCUGCUGCAGUCGUGUCCCAGAGGGUAAACACAUCAUCCCCCGAUCUGGGUAUAGAAAGCGAUGCUGGAAGGAUUUCAAGCGUGGAGCUAUCCAAUGCUCAGCGGGCGAUGCUCAAGAUUGUAGAGAUGAAAACCGAGGGUGCAGCUGUACAAAAGACAAAGUCAGAGGAAUCCACAUCUUCCGACGCCAAGACCAAUAUGCCAACUGCUGGAGCCACAGCUCAUGACUGUGCCAAGGUAGAUCUUGAAAACGCCGAGUUGCGGCGCAAACUAAUCCGCACCAAGCGCGCAUUUGAAGACACCUACGAAAAGUUGCGUCUGGCUAACAAAGCAAAAGCACAAGUCGAGAAAGACAUCAAAAAUCAGAUACUAAAAACUCACAACGUUCUGCGAAACGUUCGCUCAAACAUGGAGAAUGAGUUAUAACGAUCGCGCCGACGUCCAGAAAAUCAGCAUUAACCCGAGAGGCCAUUUACUCAAUUUUCAUUUGCCAUUUUCAAAUUGUUCUUGCCAUUUUCAUUUUUUGACUACAUUGUAUUUCUUUUUUUGUUGUCUCGUUGCUAACUUGAUAUUGAUUUAUAUAUAUUUCUUGUGUUUGAAGAGAACAGAAACAACGAAGUUAUUAAUACGAAAUACCCAUGCAUUUUCUAAAGACUGUUGAGGGAAUCGAACCCAUUGAAUGAAAUAAUAUCAUACACACACACACACCUGUUUUUUGCACAACACAAAUUUAAUGAAUUAACCGAGUGCUGGCAAAAUGUAUCUAACCCGGCGCACUCAUUCAUAUUGAAUGACACAUGUAUAUUAUAAUGUAUAUAUAUCCUUCUAGUACCUAAACUUUUACGAAUAUUCUUUAGCAUAUUUGUCCUGAUCCUUGUGGUCGAAUGAUCCUCGAUUUUUGUAUAACCUGCCUGUAGUUACUGCCUAUUUAAUGUAUACUCCUACUGCUUAACUGCUCUUAAUCCCUGAUUUCAGUUAAUCAUCGAAACGGAUAUUGAAAUAAUUGUUUGACUUACCCACCAAAAACGGUGUAACCACGUUGCCAUCCAAUAACUCUGUUUCGAAGCAUCCUUUGUACAAUGUGUAAAAAGUAGUGUGCGGUGUCCUGGAGAACAAGACCUAGAACUUAAGUCAUUUGUAACCUGUCGUUUUAUGAAAUAAACAAUUGCGUUAGAAUUACAA